GCUCCCCCCUCCCCGCGCCGCCCGGCAUGGACGGCGGCGGGGGCGGCCCCGAGGGCACCGGCCUGGAUAAAAUGCUCCAGGGCUCCGCUUGCUGCCGAGGAUCCCUCCCCGCCCUGCCCCUGCCGUGAUCCCGACCCCCGCCGCAGCCCAGCCAGGACCCCCGACCCCGCCGGGCUCCGAUGGAAGAGGCGCCGGGCCGGAGCAGCCCCCCCGGGACGGAGGGCGCCCCAUGAGCCCCCCCAGAUGAGCCACGCAGCCAAGGGGGAGCCCCCCGGGGCCGGCAUGGCGCAGGAGGGGCCGCCCGCCUUCUACCCCAGCCAGGAGCUCGACCUGUCCACCAAGGUGUACAAGAGGGAGUCAGGGAGCCCCUUCUCGGUGCUGGUGGACAGCAAAGUGAGCAAGGGCCACCUCCACGAGAGGGAGGAGCAGCCGUUUUUCAGGGAGAGCAGAGCGGUAGGAGAGGUCCGGGCUGUGAAAGAAGACAGGGAAAACUCUGACGACUCUGAGGAGGAGGAAGAGGAGGAAGAUGAAGUGACUUACAAAAGGGAGCAGAUUAUAGUGGAGGUAAACCUUAACAACCAAACCUUAAAUGUGUCCAAAGGGGAGAAGGGUGUCCCCUCCCAGUCCAAAGAGACUGCUGUCCUUAAGAGCAGCAGUGAGGAAGAGGAGGGUGACAGUGGGGAAGAGGCCACGGAAGACAGUAAUGAUUAUGAGGAGAAUGAGAGGCAGAAGAAAAAGGAGAAAAGAGUGGAGAAGGUUAGUGUUGGCCAGAGGAGAAGCAGGAGAGCCGCCUCUGCCGCGGCCGCCGCCGCCUCCCCGGCGCCCCGAGCGACGCGGGGGCGCAGGAAGAGCGCGGAGCCCCCCAAGCGUAAGAAGAAAGCUGCAAAGGAGCCCAAGGCACCUGUGCAGAAAUCAAAGUGUGAAGAGAAGGAGACUCUGACCUGUGAGAAGUGCCCCAGGGUGUUUAACACACGCUGGUACCUGGAGAAGCACAUGAACGUCACCCACAGGCGGAUGCAGAUCUGCGACAAAUGUGGGAAGAAAUUUGUGCUAGAGAGUGAGCUGUCCCUCCACCAGCAAACUGACUGUGAAAAAAACAUCCAGUGCGUGUCCUGCAACAAAUCCUUCAAGAAGCUCUGGUCUCUGCACGAGCACAUCAAGAUCGUGCACGGCUACGCCGAGAAGAAGUUCUCGUGCGAGAUCUGCGAGAAGAAGUUCUACACCAUGGCCCACGUGCGCAAACACAUGGUCGCCCACACCAAGGACAUGCCCUUCACCUGCGAGACCUGCGGGAAGUCCUUCAAGCGCAGCAUGUCCCUCAAGGUGCACUCCCUGCAGCACUCGGGGGAGAAGCCCUUCCGCUGCGAGAACUGCGACGAGAGGUUCCAGUACAAGUACCAGCUGCGCUCCCACAUGAGCAUCCACAUCGGGCACAAGCAGUUCAUGUGCCAGUGGUGUGGCAAGGACUUCAACAUGAAGCAGUACUUCGACGAGCACAUGAAAACCCACACUGGGCAUUCUGCAUGGCUCAGGGGGUUCUCCGUGGCUCAGGGGGUUCUCCCCGUCCCGCACCCCUACGGCGCCCUGGCCCUGCCGCCCCACGGGCACCACCCCCACGGGCACCACCCCCAGCACCUGCCCGUGCCCCCCGUGCCCCACCUGCCGCCGCCCCCCGCCCUGUUCAAGAGCGAGCCCCUGAACCACCGCGGGCACGGCCACGGGCACGGCGGCGACGGCUUCCUGCGGCACCUGGACAAGGGCAGCCCGGCACAGCCGCACUGACACCGGCUGGCACCCAGGUUUGGGAGCGGGGAUAUCCAGGUUUGGGAGCUGGGAUGGGAGCUGGCACCCAGGUUUGGGAGCGGGGAUGGGAUCUGGGGUGGGAUUGAGCUGCUGUGAGCAUGGGCACAGCCACGGCUUCCUGCGGCACCUGGACAAGGGCAGCCCGGCACAGCCGCACUGACACCGGCUGGCACCCAGGUUUGGGAGCGGGGAUAUCCAGGUUUGGGAGCGGGGAUGGGAUCUGGGGUGGGAUUGAGCUGCUGUGAGCAUGGGCACAGCCACGGCUUCCUGCGGCACCUGGACAAGGGCAGCCCGGCACAGCCGCACUGACACGGGCUGGGGUCAGGGACCUGGGACCCAGGAUCCAGCUCUGGGAUCUGGGAUCCAGCUCUGGGAUCCAGCCUGGCUCUGGGAUCUGAUCCAGCUCUGGGAUCCAGCCUGGCUCUGGGAUCCUCCCUCCCACCACCCCACCCCGCUCCUGGGCCGAGCUCUGCCCCACCCCCCGGGUCCCCUCUCGAGGACCCCCAGGACUGAAACGCCCCAAAUUUGUGUUUUCCCGGUGACUUUUCUAAAUCCCGGCUCCCGAGCCUGGUGGAAUUUUCUAAUUUCAUAUCAGCUGACGAGGUUUGCUUGGCUUUUAUAUCCUGGCCCUCUCCUCAAAGAGGAGGCGGGCCCGGGCUCUUUGUACUAAUGGGAAAGGCUGUGAGUUAAUUAAUACAGAGCAUUAAUGAUCACUGUGUACGUAAUGAUUCCUUUCAGCACCCCGAGCUCGGAGCAUUCACCCAGAAAAGCAAAAAAAAAAAAACAAAAAGGAAAAAAGAAAAAAAAAAAACCAACAAAAAACCACCCCUCCCGUUGUUUUUGUGUAGCUCUCCUAACACACUUCUUUAUUUUACUACAGAAAUUAUUUUAGAGGUUUUUUGUAUAGAUCCUAUUUAGUAGAGUCUGUUUCUAAAACAAAAAAAAGCCAAAAAAAAAAAAAUUGAUGAUGAUAAUAAUAAUAAUAAUUGUAUUUCCAUAAACGGUGUAAUUUUUUCAGUGUAGCUGCACCUCUGUUGUACAAUAGAGAAAUUUUUAU
Molecule: messenger RNA, 2860 nt
Organism: Pyrgilauda ruficollis (rufous-necked snowfinch)
Lineage: Eukaryota; Metazoa; Chordata; Aves; Passeriformes; Passeridae
Gene: ZNF652
Product: zinc finger protein 652
Exons: 7
Coding region: 244-1782 (512 amino acids)
Biological process (GO): regulation of transcription by RNA polymerase II
Molecular function (GO): DNA-binding transcription factor activity; RNA polymerase II cis-regulatory region sequence-specific DNA binding
Source: RefSeq, a predicted model, not a curated record